AUGGCUCAGAACGCCUCCCCCGCCGACCCGUUCUACCACCUCUCGCGGACAAACGACCCGCUGACAUCCGUCCAGGAGCAACACCUACGCGACGAAGUCUCCAAAAUCGACAAGGCUAUUGCGCGGUUGGACGGGGAGAUGCGCGAGCUUAGUGCGCGGUACCAGCAGCUGCGCGUCGAACGCGUCGACCUCGUCCACCAGAAGGUGUCCUACUCCAAGAUUCUGGCGCCGUGGCGUGCACUUCCUAGCGAGAUCUUGACGGAGAUCUUACGGUAUGCGAUUUUUCCGGAUGAGGGCGACGAGGGUGGGUGUGGACGACAAGGCAGCGGUGGUGGUAGUGGAUAUGGACCGUACCGCAGUGGGGGGUUGAGCUUGGAUCGUACGAAUAGGCUUUCGAUCACGCAGCAGUUGGCUACGCUUGCGUGUGUGUGUAAGCGGUGGGCGGGGAUUGUGUAUGGGACGCCGAGUUUGUGGUGUGAAGUGGAGAUACGUGAGAGAGGGAAGGGGAUGAAGAUCCACGAACUAGUCUCGAACCUCAAGAAACAUUUUGCGAGGAGCGGGACUGUGCCUUGGUCCCUCUCCUUCUCAUCCGACCGGCUCCUCAACCACUCGUCCGGUUCGACGACGAGUCAGACGACUUCCCCUCUGGUUGCCUUCCUCAAGGAUUCGACGCGGUGGCGCUCCCUCUCGUUCACACACCAGAAUCUUGACAUCCUCGCUCCGCUCUUUUCCACCAACCCGACCCGGCAGGACUACACAUGGCCUGAACUCCAAUCACUUCAUCUGAAGGGGUGGUACUACGGUCCCGCCAAAGCCGAACCAUUCAUCAACACCCAACAGCCCAUCUUCAUGGGCUCGAUGCCGCAGCUGACGUCUCUCACACUGCACACUUGUGACCAGAAGAUUGCGAAUUGGCGGCUCCCUUGGUCGCAGCUUACGACUCUGCGGCUUACGACAGCCGAUUCGUACCUCGAUUAUAUGCGGAUAUUGAGAUGGUGCCCGAACCUCCGGUACUGCGACCUCUCCCUCCCGCCCACCGCCAACCCCUCAUCAUCAUCUUCAUCGGUAUCAUCCACCUUGCCAGGCGGUGGGGAUAUAGACCGGAUCCUCGCUUCCAACAUCGUCUUACCUGACCUCGAAGUCCUGCAAAUCAGUCACUCGACGGUAGUCUGGCCGUUCUUCAGCGCAGUAACGUUUCCGGCCUUGAAGCGGUUAGUCGUCUCAACGCCUCCGGGGAAGCAUAACCGGACGACGGAUUUCCCAGUCGGCGCUGCACUCUCCCAGUUCUUGACGCGUUCCAAAUGCGAUUUAGUAGCACUGGCUCUCAACAACCUACCCCUCCAAGACGAAGACUACAUCUCCAUCGUGGAACAAGCGCCCAACGUCCGCUCUUUGCAGAUCACAGACCACGCGAAUGCGGGGUGCUGGUGGCACGAGGUGAACCAGAGGCGGUUGUUGAGUUCAGUACGGGAGGUGGUGCUGCAUGGGCAUUUCGAGAAGGGGACGUAUGUGCGCAAGUUUUUGGACCGGUUUUUGGAGGAGAGGAAUGCGGCGGACUAUGAUGCGGAUGGGAUAUUUUAUGCGGACGAGGUGACGUUUUCGGAGGAGAUUUUUGAGUGGAGUUCGCAGUACACUCUUGCCUAG
Messenger RNA from Coprinopsis cinerea okayama7#130, 1644 nucleotides. RefSeq lists its product as hypothetical. The record is from RefSeq and is a predicted model, not a curated record. The transcript is spliced from 2 exons. The coding region runs from base 1 to 1644 and encodes 547 amino acids. NCBI's taxonomy places the organism in Eukaryota, Fungi, Basidiomycota, Agaricomycetes, Agaricales, Psathyrellaceae.